AUGCCCAUUGCCACCGCCGCCAGCCCGACUCUGAGCGCUGCCUCUGCUGGCAGUUAUCUCAGAGCCUCCCCCGCCAACGUCGGCAUCAAAGCCAUUGAGAUUUACGUUCCCAACAGAUGUGUCGAUCAAUCCGACCUUGAGGCCCAUGAUGGUGCUGCACCGGGUAAAUAUGUCAUUGGCCUGGGACAGAAGCGCAUGGGUUUCUGCGACGACAGAGAGGACAUCUACUCCAUCACUCUGACUGCCGUAUCAUCUCUUCUCAAGAAAUACAACAUCCACCCCAACAGCAUCGGUCGCCUCGAAGUCGGCACAGAAACCCUCAUCGACAAGUCCAAGUCCGUCAAGAGUGUGCUCAUGCAGCUCUUCUCCGAGCACAACACCAAUAUCGAAGGCAUCGACACCAUCAACGCCUGCUACGGUGGAACUAAUGCACUGUUCAACGCUGCCAACUGGGUCGAGUCGUCUUCGUGGGACGGUCGCGAUGCUAUCGUUGUCGCAGGAGACAUCGCCAUCUACGGCCGUGGAGCUGCGAGACCAACUGGUGGUGCUGGCGCUGUCGCGAUGCUGGUCGGGCCUAAUGCACCUCUUGCUCUGCAGCCCGUUCGGGGCAGCUUCAUGAAGCAUGUGUAUGACUUUUACAAGCCGAACCUGCAGAGUGAGUAUCCCAUUGUGCAGGGACACUAUUCUCUCGAGUGCUACACCCGGGCUAUCGAUGCGUGCUACAAGGCGUACAAGGAGCGGGAGCAGGCAUUUUCCACUCUGGAGGAUGCUGAAGAAAAGGAAAAGACCAUCGAGGAUCGCUUCGACUUCAUGUGCUUUCACUCGCCCACAGCCAAACUGGUCUCCAAGUCCUUUGCACGACUCGCAUACAACGACUUCAAAGCCCAGCCAGACGCACCACAGUUCGCCAACAUCGACCCUGCCCUGAAGGAUAUGGCCUACGAUGCCUCUCUCACCGAUCGCACCGUUGAAAAAGCCUUCAUGUCGUACACCACCAAGACCUUCCAGCAGCGCGUGGCUCCUGCGAUGAUGGGCCCGACUCAGUGCGGCAACAUGUACACUGCCAGUCUGUACUCUGGCCUGGCCAGUCUUCUCAGCAAUGUCAACUCGAAGGAUCUGAUGGGCAAGAAUGUCGGCAUGUUCAGCUAUGGAUCGGGUCUUGCCAGUACGCUGUUCUCGCUGCAGGUGGUGGGCGAUACCACCCAGAUGCAGUCUGCGUUGAACUUUAACGAGCGCCUGGACAAGCGGAUUGUUGCAUCGCCGACUGAGUAUGAAAAGGCCAUGUGGUUGCGAGAGAAGAUCCACCUGCAGAACAAUUACACUCUGUACGGCGACAUUUCCCACCUCCUGCCGGGCACAUACUAUCUCACCAAGAUCGACCAGGACUACCAGCGCCACUAUGAGAUUGCCUGA
Messenger RNA from Aspergillus wentii DTO 134E9, 1413 nucleotides. RefSeq lists its product as uncharacterized. The coding region runs from base 1 to 1413 and encodes 470 amino acids. NCBI's taxonomy places the organism in Eukaryota, Fungi, Ascomycota, Eurotiomycetes, Eurotiales, Aspergillaceae. The record is from RefSeq and is a predicted model, not a curated record. Gene Ontology annotation, molecular function: hydroxymethylglutaryl-CoA synthase activity. The transcript has 4 exons. Gene Ontology annotation, biological process: ergosterol biosynthetic process; acetyl-CoA metabolic process.